AUGGUGUUUCACGCGCUGGACCUCGGGCUGUCGUAUAAAAAGGCGACGGGGACGAAGCUGGUGGAGGGGAACGUGAUGGUGCACGACGCGGCGAGGGCGCUGUUUCGAGCGCCGUUCGCGUGCGCGAGUCACGAUGGGAACGAUGUGUUCAAUUAUGGGAAUCAAGCGGCGCUGGAGCUGUGGGAGAUGGAGUGGGACGCGUUCGUGGGGAUGUCGAGUAAAAAGUCGGCGGACGAGGCGGACGAGGCGACGCAAGCGGAAAGACGGGCGCUUUUGGAUCGAGCGGCGAGCGAUGGGGUGAUCAUGAACUAUAGCGGCGUGCGCGUGAGCUCGAGAGGGGCGAAAUUUAGGAUUGAAGACGCCACGGUGUGGACGAUGAAGGAUGGCGACGGGAACAAGACGGGGCAGGCGGUGCGCUUC
Ostreococcus lucimarinus CCE9901 is the source of this 420-nucleotide messenger RNA. RefSeq lists its product with no specific name. NCBI's taxonomy places the organism in Eukaryota, Viridiplantae, Chlorophyta, Mamiellophyceae, Mamiellales, Bathycoccaceae. The record is from RefSeq and is a predicted model, not a curated record. The annotation marks the transcript as partial. The transcript has a single exon.